Messenger RNA from Ilex paraguariensis (yerba mate), 983 nucleotides. Lineage: Eukaryota; Viridiplantae; Streptophyta; Magnoliopsida; Aquifoliales; Aquifoliaceae. The record is from the annotation of a GenBank genome assembly.
CUACUACAAAGAACAUAAUGUAUAUAUGUUGAAGAGAAAAGAGAAAUGAAUGACUUUAGGGUUUCAUGUCAUUGUGUACAUGUCUUCGCCUGCGGGGCAUCGAAUAGUCCCCCGACCACCACCAACUCGCCGUCUGCCGGUCCACUUCUCUUCCCAUUUCCUGACCCUGAUUCUGCAUUUCCAUCACACCUGCAAAUAAACAAACAUUCUAAUGAUAUCAUAACUCAUUUUAUGGCAAAAGAAUGGAAACCGUACGUGGUAGAAGAGCACUCCAUAAUCAUAUUCACCUGUGUAAUGUUGUGGUCUAGCAGCAAGCUGGGUCGGCUGUUGAGCAAGCAAAUAGAGACAAGCCAUAAUCCUAAUGACACCCACUAUCCCCAUAUUUUUAGCACACUUUCACACUCUCUCUUUCCAUCAACACCACCACGGCCUAUAUAUGACUAAAGCAAGCAAGGACCCACGUUCAAAUAUGAGAGUAAUAUAAAUAGGUGGAUUUAGCUAAAUAUAGAUCGAAUCCAAUUCUUGGUAAGAGAAUCUUAAACUCAAGAUAGUUCAAGUAGUAAUAAGAACAAGUUGUAAGUUUGAAUUUUAAAUAUCCUAAUUUUGACAUAAAUAACUUAUUUUUGAUCGAACUGAAAAAGAGAUUAAUCGAAAUGCGCAUAAACUAGCCUACACAUCUUUGACUGUUAAAAAAAAAAAAAGAAUCUUAUAGGAUUACAGGCUUGGCAUGUUUUGGGGGGAUUCUGUUUGUUUCUUUAUGCGGCUCUAAUUCUAAAGCAUUGAUUUUCAAAUAAAGUUGAGGGUCCAUGUGUUGUGUUGGAAAGAACUCUCGGGGUUAAUCUCAGUCUGGCAUAGCCACUUAUUAUUACUAAGCUACGUGUUGCUAAACCCAAUACCUACACAUGUUAUGCAUACUAAAAACAUUAAUCAAAAAGUAUUUUACCAAAUGAAUUGACAAUCCUGUAUCCAAUCAAAAAUAGCAU